GACCUGGUAUAUUUUCUGAGAACACCGCCGCCCUCCCAAGAGCUUCCACGACUGCUCCGCAACAGGAGAGAGCUGGAAAUCAGCCGUCCUACCUACCCUACGUCUCUCGCACAGGCAAAAAAAAAAAAGGUCGGAUUAGGGCAGGCCCUCCACAACAGAACGUGGCUGCUGCCUUUUCUUAAUUUUUGCGCUCUUUCAGACGACGACGCCGGCAUCGGUGGACCCCACUCCUCUUUGCGACUCUCGGUUACUCCUUUUCAUCUUCUUUCUCUUGCGUGUUCUCUCUCUUUCCAUCCAUCUAUCUGAACACGCUAGGCGACAGACGAGAGUCGGCGACAGUCAGGACUGGCCUGACUCGCCCCCCCACGGGAGACCGACGCGAGGAUGCAGUAUGUGGGCCGACUUGUGUCGUCGGUGUACAACACCAUCACGCCCAGCAUCAAUCCGGCCACGCUGAGCGGCGCCAUCGAUGUCAUUGUCGUCGAGCGGCAGGUGGAGCGCGACGAGGACGAUGGCGAGGGAGGCACGCGAAAGGUGCAGGCCACCGAGCUCGCCAGCACCCCCUUUCACGUCCGCUUUGGCAAGAUGAGCGUGCUGCGGCCCGCCGAGCGCAAGGUCACUCUCCACCUCAACAACUCCCCCGACCCUCUGCCGUUUGCCAUGAAGGUCGGCGAGGCCGGCGAGGCCUUUUUUGUCCUCGAGCUCGACGACGACGAGCAGCGGCAGGGUAUCCCAGACGAUCUCGUCACGAGCCCCAUCCUCAGCGCCACGACGAGCCCGGCCAUCGAGCCGAGCGACGAGCCGCAGGAAGGCGAUGGCGACCUCAUCCCCGUGUCCGCACCGAGAAAGUUCAUCGAAGAGGACUAUGUGCCGCCGCUGGACCUGGGUGGCGCUGCCUCGUCGUCGGCCCACUCGUCGUCGUCGUCGUCGCAGCAGCACCAGCACAAGCAGUCCAACGCUUCGGCAAGGGCAGGCACCGACACGGUCUCGCUCAGCGAGAGCGACAUGGAUGCACGCUCGGCCCAGACGCGGUAUUCAGUCGAUACGGCAGUCACGUCUCCCAGCCUCCGCAGUCAGUCGCCUUCCAAGAACGACACGUCUUCCGAUGCGGCGGCGGCGGCGGCAGCCGCAGCUUCUCAAUCCGAUUCGCAGACGCCUGCGCCACCACCGACGUCUGGCUCGCAUUCACACCCCCACGAGUCUGGACACAGCGGCUCGGGCCCCGCUGCAGGGCCGUCUUCGAUUCUCGAUUCGAUGGGUGCGGCAGCAUCAAAGGCCAGCGGCGCCAUCGGAGCGGCAGGAAGGUCCGUGGUGCCCUCUUCGCUGGGAAGGACGCAGAAGCUGGACAAGCUGGCGGAGCGGGAGCAGAAGCAGGGCUGGGGUAACGACACGAGCGUCGCUGGAGCCAAAGUCGCUCAGGGUGACCGCACGGCGAGCCAGAGUCCCGUGGACGCUCACCAGUACGAGCCAGAGAGGGCUGCCGAGGGCCAGAUGCGCAUGCAGCAGCAGGAGGACGACCACCCGCCCGACGACGCCGAGGAGCACCCACCUGACAAUGAGACGGAGCGCCUCGAGGUGGAGAUGCGCGACCGCGCCGAGAACACAAUCGAGACCGUCGAGAAGCUCGAGGAGAUCAAGAGCCGGUCGAGGGAGCGAAAGGGCAGCCAAUCGUCGUCGUCGGUCGCAUCAUCGUCGAGGCGCAAAUCAUCCAUCAUUGCCGACCGAAUCGAGGAGGCCUACCCAGCUCCCUUUGGGUCCACUUCGACGGGUGCCAACAGCGAGACGAGACCGACGACGCAGCCCGAGCACGCUGAGUUCCUCGGCGGCAGGAAGCUCAUGCCCGUAGAGAGCGGCAUCGAGGGAAAGGGCACGGUCAUGCCAGCCCAGGUCGAUGCUAGGACUGUGCGAGGCCGACUGGAGCACCUUGACAUCAACAACGACGACAGUGGGCUUCCCGACGAGGACAAGCAUGUCGGCGAUGAAGAGGUGGCUGCCAAGGGGGGUAGAAAGGAGGAUCUGCAGUAUAUGCUCGACAUGGACGGCUACAAGAUGACGGCCGAUGGCGAGGAUCUGGCCUUUGCCGAGGGCAAUCGCUUCUCGGACGAACUGCCGCUCAGUCGACGGCACGGCGGCAAUGGCAGCAAUGGGCAUCAUGAGAUUCUGAAUGAUGGCCAUCACCAUCACUUUGACCGCGGUCACGAGGGAUUGCCUCGGCGGGACUCGAGCAUGCGUAGGAGCAGCCAUGGCGAUGCCCGCUCCCUCCAUAGCAACGACGACGCUGAGCAAGGCCAUCUCAAGGAAGAGGCGGGCGUCGGUGGGCCAGCAGGCAGCUCGCCGAUGGCAAGGAGGAGGACUGUGGACUCUAACCGAUCGGGUACCCUCUUGGACCCGGCGGCCAUCUUGGGAGAGGCUGACUCGGCCAUGCACCGCGACGAAUUGGAUCUCAGCAGAGAUCUCGUCCGGCUAGCCAGGUCGUUGCGUUCCGAUCACACCCCAGCCUCUACCGUCUCCACGCCCGGUGUCGGCGGUCCUCCGACUGGCAAGCGAAGCUCGGCACGGUCAAGGAGGCACUUUCAGGACGUUUCACUCAGCGACACAGAGGCUGAGCUGCCAGAUACACAGGAGACGAGAGGCCACCAGCGCGCGACGAGCGACGACACUGAAUUCGGACGCUAUGAUGGCGAUCAGGAGGGCCAGACAUCGCUCAUGGUUCGCGACGAUGCUGCGCUCGGCAUGUCUGACGAGAUGGGCUGGCGGUGGGGAAGCGCCAGUCGUAGGAUCAGCAGCGUGGGUGCUCCGGCAUCAGCGACACGGACAAGCAUAAGCAGCGAAAGCUCGACAGGAGAGCUGAAAUGCGACGAUGAUGAUGCAUACAAGUUUCAUCUCAUCUUGCAAGAUGCUCGGCAUACAUUCGAGCUCAGCCUCUGCGAUGUUGGCUUGGAAGAAGGGCAGACGAUCGAAGACUACCACUUUGAAGAGAACAAGGUCAGCUACCAGCGAUUCAUCGAUGAUGCCGACGUCGUAAACGAUGAGCGUCUCGUGGUUCGCUACCAUGAGCGCUUCCUGACGUGGGAGAACGCAUCUGCAGUGCUGGCGACGCUCUCCCUCUACCGAAAGGCCAUGGACGAGCCCAUGUCCAAGGACGGCUCUGUAGACCCCGCUGUGGCUGCCGACGGCGUAGGUGGGGAAGGACACCGGGAGAGCGUCUGGAGGCGAUGGUGGAAUCGAAGCGGUCGAGAGGCUGGCGACCUGGAGAAGGCUCCGCCGCCAAGGUUGAUGGACCGCUCUCAGACUGACUCUGUCCUGACCACUGAAAAGCCGCGCGGCGAGAAGGGCAGCGAGGAAGGGCCCUAUCUACAGAAGGCAGCGACAGCAGCAGCAAAGGGCAGUCAGAAGAUGUAUGCCAAGACACUGAGACUGACGUCGGAUCAGCUCAAGUCGCUCAACCUCCGCAAGGGCGCCAACACCAUCACUUUCUCUGUCACGUCGUCCUACUCUGGCGUGGCCACGUGCACCGCAAGAAUCUUCCUGUGGGAAAGCAGCCACCACAUUGUCGUGUCGGACAUCGAUGGCACAAUCACAAAGUCCGAUGCCCUCGGCCACGUCUUCACCAUGAUCGGCCGCGACUGGACACACAUGGGCGUGGCCAAGCUGUACACGGACAUUGCGCGAAACGGCUACCGAAUCAUGUACCUCACCUCGCGCGCCAUCGGCCAGGCCGACACGACUCGCGACUACCUCCGCGGUAUCAAGCAGGGCAACUACCAGAUGCCAGAUGGGCCCGUCAUCAUGUCGCCCGACAGACUCAUGGCCUCGUUGCACCGUGAAGUGAUUCUGCGCAAGCCCGAGGUCUUUAAAAUGGCUUGUCUGCGCGACAUCGCGCGGCUGUUUGGCGCGGACCCCAGAACAGCGCAACCGCAGCCAGGCAGCGAGUGGCCGGGCGUGCAAAAGGGCUCGAUCGAGGCGGCAAACGGUCCAGGCGCGGGGAGAGACAAGAGCCCUGCCGAUGGAGCAGCAACGCAGCAGGCGCACCAAGCGCCUGCUACGCCUUUCUACGCCGGCUUCGGCAACCGUAUUACCGAUGCGCUCAGUUAUCGAUCCGUGAACGUGCCUUCGUCACGCAUCUUCACCAUUGAUUCUAAUGGAGAGGUCAAGAUGGAGCUUCUGGAGCUGGCUGGCUACAAGUCGAGCUACAUCCACAUGACCGACCUGGUCGAUCAAAUGUUCCCGCCCAUCACGAUCCGUUCGUCAAAAGGCACAGCUGGCAAGCCUGAGUUUAACGACUUCAACUUCUGGAGACCCUCCAUCUCCACGGACUUUGAGCUGCCGCCGGACGAGGAGCUGGCACCCACGCCGCCCCAGCCGGCGUCACCCGCGCUUAGCGCCAGGUCGGGCAGAAGCAUCCGGAGCGCCAAGUCUAAUGCAAGCUUGAAGAGUGCGAGUACCGAGCCAGUCCUGACCACUACUGCCUCUUCCAACGAGGAGGGUGGCGAGACGGCGAGGACGAGCAGGCUGAGCAGAUUCGGACUUGGAAGCUUGGGUCUGAGCAGAAGGAGCAGCGCUCAGACCAUCGCAGUGCCGGAGACUUCCCAGCAGCAGCCGCAGUCGCAGCAGCAGCAGCAGCAGCAGCAGCAUGGUCAACCUAAUCAGCAUCACCAGCAGCCUACGCACGCAAAGACGAUGCCACCAAGCUCCUCGACGCCGGAUCUCUUACAGAACGAGGAGUCUGGCAAUCGCCAAGGGGGUGCCGGCAACUACUCCAGACCGAGCAGCCCCGGGGGCGCCUCGUCUCCCUCGAGUAGCUACGGAUCGGGUGUGACGAGUUGGGCUGCCGGCUGGAGACGCCGUGCAGCCUCUCCCGGCGCCAAUUCGGACUCGUCUGUCCGCGCCACGAGUCCUCUGGUUGGGCCCGUCAUCACGGCCGAGCCCGACAGCGACGAUGGCGAGGGCGAAGGGGAAGACGACGACGAUGUCUCUUCCUUUGGCGAUGAGAAUGAGGGCAGACAAGAGGAAAACAUGGGCGACGAUGUCCUAGAGGAAGACGAAGACGACGACGACCCGUUGUUGGCUACGGGCGAAAUCAGAUUCGAGUGGCGCGGCUAAAUAAUUCUUUGAAUGACGCGAUCAAAUUUUCUAGGGGUUAUCUGUCAAAAAAAUAAAAAAGAAGAAGAAUAUUCAGCCCUCUACCGGUAGCCAUUGCCACAAUCACGCUUGUUCUUGCACAUGAUCCUCCAAUUGUUAUCGUUCCCCUUUCCUUUCC
Messenger RNA from Acaromyces ingoldii, 5260 nucleotides. Its product is annotated as LNS2-domain-containing protein. Gene Ontology annotation, molecular function: phosphatidate phosphatase activity. The transcript has a single exon. Bases 385 to 5103 code for a protein of 1572 amino acids. Gene Ontology annotation, biological process: triglyceride biosynthetic process; fatty acid catabolic process. Gene Ontology annotation, cellular component: nucleus. The record is from RefSeq and is a predicted model, not a curated record. Lineage: Eukaryota; Fungi; Basidiomycota; Exobasidiomycetes; Exobasidiales; Cryptobasidiaceae.